Molecule: messenger RNA, 5101 nt
Organism: Peromyscus maniculatus bairdii (prairie deer mouse)
Lineage: Eukaryota; Metazoa; Chordata; Mammalia; Rodentia; Cricetidae
Biological process (GO): regulation of transcription by RNA polymerase II
Cellular component (GO): nucleus
Molecular function (GO): RNA polymerase II cis-regulatory region sequence-specific DNA binding; DNA-binding transcription activator activity, RNA polymerase II-specific
Source: RefSeq, a predicted model, not a curated record
CUUUCUUCCGAACUAAGGUUCUCUUACCACCUCACCCCGACACCCCCAUCCUCCGUCCUCUCUUGGGAUCUGUCCUGCUCUUCUUUUAGGUCUAGGUAUAUGGAAUUCUCCGUCUCGUCCUGUCGCCAGUGACUCGCUGAUCGCUGCUGCGGGGAGCGACACAGUGAGGACGUGGGGGUCUAGGAACCGGAAAUGGGUUCUGUAUCAUUUGAGGACAUCUCUUUGGACUUUACCUGGGAUGAGUGGCAGGAUCUUGAUUCUGCUCAGAGGACACUCUACAGGGAUGUAAUGCUAGAGAAUUAUAGCAGCCUCAUGUUUUUGGGACACUGCACGACCAAACCUGAGUUGAUCUUCAAGUUAGAGCAUGGAUUUGGGCCAUGGAGUUUAGCAGAAGCCUCUAUCCAGAGCCUUCCAGGUGUUCAUAAAAUGACUGUCCCAAUUGAGAAUGACCAGGAAUAUCACAAGGGACUUUUGUGGCAAGUUGAAAUCACCAACAGGCAGAUAUCAAAUGAAGAAAUUGUUGAAGCAGAACUGAUGGUGGCACAGAAAAUCUGCCAGGGGACAUCUUAUGAAGGGAAAGCAUGUGUGAAGAUGUUUUGCCAACAGUCACAGCGCACAAGGGAUCAGAGCACACUCGCAUGUGAGACAGCUUUCAGUUAUAAGUCACUUCUCAAUAAUCAUCAGAGCCCUUUAGAGGAAACACCCUGUACACAUAGACAGUGCAGGAAUACAUUCUCUUGGAAGUCAUACCUCACUGAACAUCAGAGAAGUUGUAUAGAUGAGAAGCCAUAUGAAAGUACAGGAUAUGGGAAAGCUUCCCACACCAAGUCUCAGCAUCAGAUUACUCAUACAGAUGAGAAGCCCUACAAAUGUCUGGAAUGUGGGAAAUACUUCUACUACAAGUCACAAAUCACUGAACAUCAGAGAAGUCAUACAGGUGAGAAGCCUUAUGAGUGUACAGAAUGUGGAAAAUCUUUCAGCUAUAAGUCACAUCUCACUGUCCACCAGAGAAGUCAUACAGGUGAAAAGCCACAUGAAUGUACAGAAUGUAGGAAAGUUUUUUACUAUAAGUCACAACUCACUCGACACCAAAGAAGUCAUACAGGAGAGAAACCCUAUGAAUGUGUGAAAUGUGGAAAAUCUUUCUACUGUAACACGCAUCUUUCUCUACAUCAGAGAAUUCAUGUAAGUGAGAAACCUUAUGAGUGUACAGAAUGUGGAAAAACUUUCUCUUUCAGUGCGUGCCUCACUCGACAUCAAAGGACUCAUACAGAUGAGAAGCCAUAUGAAUGUACAGAGUGCCCCAAAGUUUUCCACUUUAAGAAACAACUUACUCAUCAUCUGAAAAGUCAUACUGCUGAGAAGCGCUUUGAAUGUAAACAAUGUGGAAAAGCAUUUUACUGGAGGUCUAACCUUAGUGUGCAUCAGAAAACUCAUAGUGGUGAGAAGCCUUUUGAAUGUAAACAAUGUGGAAAAGCAUUUUACUGUAAGUCCCACCUCACUGUACAUCAGAGAACUCAUAUAAGUGAAAAGCUCUAUCAAUGUACAGAAUGUAGGAAAGCAUUCUAUUCUCAGACACAGCUUACUGUACAUCAGAAAACUCACACUGAUGAAAAGCCAUAUGAAUGUAAGCAAUGUGGGAAAACAUUCUACAGCAAGUCUGGGCUUACUGCACAUCAGAAAACUCACACAGGUGAGAAGCCCUAUGGAUGUAAACAAUGUGGAAAAGCAUUCUAUAAUAAGUAUUUGCUCAUUGAGCAUCAUCGAGUUCAUACAGGUGAGAAGCCCUAUCAAUGUACAGAAUGCAAGAAAGCAUUCUACUGCAAGAAAUAUCUUUCUCUACAUCAGAAAACUCAUGCAAGUGAGAAGUCAUUUCAUUGUGCAGAAUGUGGGAAAGCCUUUUCCUGGAUGUCACACCUCACUCAACAUCAGAGAACUCAUACAGGUGUGAAGCCCUAUGCAUGUGAACAAUGUAGGAAAGCUUACUACUUCAAGAAGCAGCUCACUCGACAUCAAAGAACUCAUACACAUGAGAAGUCAUUAGAUGUAAAUAAUGCAGGAGAACAAUUCAAAGCAAAUGCAACUUCUCUGUGUAUGAAAGAAUUCAUACAAAGGAGAAACUCUGUAAGUGUACCAAAUGCAGAAAUUUUUCUUCCUCAUGUCACACCUUACUCAAAGUCAGAUGAGAAAGCCUAAGGAUGUAAAGAAUCAAUGAAAUUUUACUAAAAUGUAUAAUCAGAAAGCUUGCAGGUGAAAAUCUGAUUAAUUUUAAAAGUAUGGUAAACUUCUAGUGUAAGUCAGCUGUUACUCAACCAAGGAACACAUACCACAGUGAGACAUAUCUCUGUAAAGAUUGAAGGCGUGGUACCACAGUGCUCUGUAAGAGAAGCCAUAUGUGUGAAUCCUAUGAAGUUAAAAAAUGUAGAAAAGCUGUGUCAUUCUUCAUUUGACUUGAAUAUACUGUGAGUAACACUGAAUGUUAAGAACAGAGGAAAGCUUUCUAAUAUUAAGCCUCCUGAAUUCAUACCUGGAAACUUAUGCAGGUGUGGGGCCCAAUGAAAUUAAUGAAAAUGGACAUGUUUUGUUUUUUUGAGGUAGGGUUUCUAUGUGUAGUUUCAAACUCACAGAGAUCCUCCGGGCUCUGCCUCCUGAGUGCUGAGAUUAAAGUUGUGCACCACCACCACCCAGCCUGACAUGUUUUAAAAUAGAAAUCAGGCUUCUACAUUAGAAACUUCAUAUAUGAUAUGCCAGGUACAGCAAAAAUUGUAGUGAUGUAUAUUACCACAUGCUUUCAAUUCUAGAUCCUCAUCCUGAGACUCUGUGACUGAAGGCUAUCCUUAGCAACAGAUGAUCUUAUUCCAUAUGAUUAAAAGCAGUAAAGCCUACUUGAACUGUCCCAUGUCAGGUAAAGACAUUGCAACCCAUAUAUUUAAAACCCUAAGAAUAUAAAGAGUGCCAAAAAUUUUAAAUUGAACUUGAAAUUGAUCUGGCAUUGGAAACCCAAUAGAGGUGAUUAACCAGAGGAGUCCAAUUUGAAAACACUUCAGUAGUUAAACUGAGUUUAUUACAGAUUUGCCAGUAAAGUAUAGAUGUAAGGAUUCAAGAAAAGGCAUUCAGCCAUGCUCCCACAGUACCAGCCAUCAGAUAACUCUUGCAAGUGAGAGCGCAUUUGAAGUUUAGAAGUACACUUGGCUUAAAUGUGGCUCAGUGGCAGUAGACUUAUGAGUCUUGUAUUUACACAGAAGUUUUCGUGUGUCAUCUUGAUUUAGAAUAUUUACAUUCAUGGGACAUUUGUAUAUCAGGUAGAAUAGUCUAUAAGUUUUAAUGUCCCAUCAGAUAUGAACAUUUUUAAUGUGUCACAUUUUUAUAAUUGUUUAGUUUUGAGACAAUCUUGAUGUGUAGCUUGAGUAUCCUCUGAUUUCUGCAUGUGCAUAGUUAGGUACCUCCCCCCUACACACAUAUAGAAAAUAUACACACAGUAGAAAAAUAUCAAAAUUUUUUAUGUAUUAUGAAAUUGUAUAACAAAACAUCAGGAUAUGUCAUUUUCAUGUUACUCUUCAAAUAGAAUUUUGCUUAAAUGUGCUAUUAAAAGUUAAAAUGUUCAACUAUAACCCAAUAAAGAAACAUAAUAAUAUACCUUGCCAAUAUCCAUUAGGCAACUUUUUUUUAUUUUGGGGGGCUUUUUUUCCUUAUUGUAAUGCUUUGAAUCAAAACCACAGACUUGGGCAUUCUAGACAAGUGCUCUAUCCUGAGAUAUAGGUUCCUAGGCAAUGUUUUGAUGAAUUUGUGGUCAUUGGAACUUUGUAGUUCAGUCUAAUCUAUUAAAGCCCAUACAUACAUAAAUAUCUGUGCUUUGUGGAUAGUAGACUUUAUUUCCUUGAGUGGCUUCAUCAUAACCAUAUAGAAUAUGUGCAGUUUGUUUAGAAAUAUAGGAACUGAAGGUCAGAGUGUACCUUAAUAAUAGGGCAUAUGCCUCUGCGUGUAUAUUUUAUAACUGUAAUCCCAGCACAUACAAAGGAUAUAGACAUUUAAAGACAGGAAGCAUAAUAUCAAGAAAAGGUAUCAGAUUCAAAAUCAUUUCUUUGUGACCUUGACCAACUAUGCUGCACAUUCUAAACUUUAAGAUACUUCCCCAAAUAGUGCUUCCAAUUUGAAUAUCAAACACUCAGAACAUAGACAUCAGACAGAGAUUCCAUGUAGCUGCACAGCAUAUAGUGACUAUGUCCCCCAAAUUGUUAAGUUACCCACUAUUUUAAAGAAGCUUAGGGGAUUAUUUAUGAAGCAAAUACAACUAAAACCAAUAAACUCAAAGAUAAAUAAAAUAUAUAAAGCAUUUAGGAAUGAGUAACACAUUUUAAUCAGAAUAAAAUAUGCACAGUAGAUAACAUAAAAAUGAGAGGCACAACAUCAAUGGAAUAACAUUUAAGUAAAGAGGGGAAAAUAAAAAUCAGAUACAGAGUUUCAUGUUUUGCAGUCUUUAAAGAGCCAAAUAGAGGACACAGUGCAAUUCAAGUUAUACAUAAUUUCAUAAAAAAUAAAAUUAAAAUAAAUGCUGAUGAGAAUCUUGAAUUACAUAUGUUUAUUGUGUAUGUAUAUGUCCAUAUUCCAUAGUGUGUGUGUGUGUGUGUGUGUGUGUGUGUGUGUGUGUGUGUGUGUGUAGGUUUGACAGCAACUUCCUUUGAACCUCUAAAUAUAACAUUAGGAAUAAGCAUUUUUGCAGAUGUAAUUAAGCUGGAGACCAGGAUAUGAAUGAUGUCAUCUGGAUUCUCCAGAAAAAAAAACCUAAAUAAAAUAAUACUGUCCUCAUAAGGAGAAACAGCAGAAGUGGUGUGAAGAAUGCCUAUGUUCUUAACUACUCUCUUGGCCAAGGCAGUAGGUUCACAAGUUCAGAAACAGUCUGGGCUACAGAGUGAGUACAGGUCCACAUGAAUGAUAGUGAUGUUAUUUCAUAAGAAAAAGUACAAAAAAUGGGCUGAGAAGUUGAUAAAAAUAGAACACUAUAAUCAAGAAAUUAGGAGGUGAAAACAAGAUUAAAGUUAAGAUCAUUCUCCAGCUAUAUAGUGAAGUUCACGCCAGCAUGAUCUACAUGAGACUUUAUCUU